Durio zibethinus is the source of this 2280-nucleotide messenger RNA. RefSeq lists its product as uncharacterized. The record is from RefSeq and is a predicted model, not a curated record. Lineage: Eukaryota; Viridiplantae; Streptophyta; Magnoliopsida; Malvales; Malvaceae.
CAACAGCUUGGUAUUUUGUCAUGAUCUGCUCUCUUUGUAUGUAAAAUGGUCAUCGUCGCCUCCUGUUUGUUUUGGAUAUAUGAAUAUAUGAAUAUAUAUAGACAGACGGAAUUACAACGGGGACGAUGCCCGGGGGGGGGGGGGUGCUUCCCCUGUUGAAACCCUAUAAUCAGAUUCUGGUAGUAGCAUUCUGUAGCAAGUUCUAAGAAAAUUUUUUUAAACUUAUGGUCCCAAAGAAAUUCAAUUAUCAUCUCAUAUUAAAACUGUUGCCUGGGACCUUUGAAUCUUAUACGGCGCACCUUGUCACCCUCGAGAAUCACUUGGGUUUAGCAGUGAAGUUGGAAAGGAGAGGGUAGGCGCUAAUUGUGGCCAUUUUCUGCACGUAGGCAGAUUUGUUCGGAUUGAAACUGGAAGUCUUAUCAUCCUUCAGUUUGUCUCUAUUAUUGUUAGAAAAUCACAAAUUUAACCUUGCAAUUUUAUUAUAAAAACAAAUUGGUCGCCACAUCAUUUUAAACCUUUGUUUAAUUGGUUUACGUCUUCUUAUUAAUGUUUUAAAAUAUUAAGAUAGUAAUUAGGCUUAAACGUGUUUUGGGGUCUACAAUAAUAAAAUAAUUUAGGAACCAAAAUAAUUGGCUUUAAAACAUUGCUUUCCUCACAUGCAUUUGUCUUCUAGAUUUAAUAGCUAUGAUUUUUCUUAUUUUAAGUAAAAUAAUAAUAUUUUUAAAUGCUAAUAUUGAUAAACUACUUAACAAUGAUAGGCUUUUAUAUAUGAGCUUUUAGUUAAAUGGGACCUUAUAUUGCAUUGGGUAGGGGGAAAAAAAAAGAGAAUUCUUGUAACAAUUUUUUAUCAAGAAAAAAAAAUCGUAUUUUGUAUUUCUUUGGUUGCCCAAUAGAUUCGGGUUGGACAUUAGAAAUGGGAUGGUGGUGUGUCGGCAAAUAAAAGACCAACAGAGUAGCCCAUUGAGUUGUUAAGCAACCGAUAGGAAGUGGACAUUUUACUGACUAUUCCCUCUGUUUCAUCUUUUCUCUUCCACCUCUCUUUCUUCCUUAUGUCUUGAGUUACUCUUCACGGCAACAGAAAAAAAAAAAAAAAAAAAAAACAAUGGCAAUUGCAAUGGCUUUAUGGCUUCUUUUCUCUCCUUUUCUUUUCCUCUCUGUUUCUGCCGAUACUCAAACCAAAGUAACUGAUAACCCUGCUGAUGAGUUGGUGGCUGUGCUUAAUGCCAAUAGGACAGCGCACAAGUCAUCAUCUCUCACUGACAACCCAGGCCUGGCCUGCAUUGCUUUGCAAUAUAUAAAAGCAUACCAAGGUGAUUGUAAUGCUGUAGGAGGGCCUGAUGCCAAGAAGCCUACUGAUUCUGAAUUUGCCGAAACUUUUGCUCCCAAUUGUGGUGUUGAUGCCUCAACCCUCUCUCCAAUCACUGGCCGUUUACUUGGAUGCCAAUCCAAAUAUGUUGAGCCUCCUGAAGCAUUCUCAAUGUUGAUGAAAAACGAGAAGAGUUUGGAAAUUCUUUACAAUAAGAACCACACUGAAGUUGGGGCUGCUGUGACUGGCAUAGAUGGCGGGGCUCCCUAUUUCUGGUGUGUGCUGUUCAGCAGUGGUAAGCAAAACAGUAGCUUUGUUCUACAAGGAGGUGUGGCUAAAAUUACAAGACCUGGAUGCUUUAGUGGUGCCAAUGAUGAAUGCAGCGGUGCUGAUGAUUCACCUCAACCUGGUCAUAUGUGGCUUUACGCUGUUACAGCUUUCAGUGCUGCGGCAUAUGCCUUCGGGUUAUGAUCAUAGUAUCUGAACCGAUUUCCACCUGAUUGCUCAUUCUGAGGCCUGUUUCAGUCCAUUGUCUUAAAUAGCUCGGCCUCUCUAGUGUUUUUUGGUUUUAUCAUAAUUUUAUUGAUUAGCUUUUUCAUAUUGAGCGCAUCCACACGUUCCACCAUUGAUUUCCCCAGUUUCAUGUGUAAAAUUUCAAAUUGAUUGAACCAACUUGGAAUGACAAUUAUCUUUUUCACUUGGAAUGGUGUAUAUUGUUUAUCAUGACUUGAAAAGAUGUGAAAGGGGCUUUUCAGCAGCUAAAUUUCCUUUUCAUCACUCCCCUACCGAUGAUUUCUUUGGAUUGAUAUACUUUUAAUAUCUGCCGUUUAAUCCUAUGAUAACUCUAAGGCUCAAACAGGAUUUUGUUAGAUCUUACAAGUUACAUUUCUAUUUCAAUUAAAUCAAUCUGAAAACUUCAAUGAGCGAUUGUCUCUUUCUUAUCCUUUUUGGAUCUUCAAUCCUAAUCUAGAUGC